AUGCGCACACUGAAAAGACGCACUUGCAGCUCCGUUAGCUUCACUCCGGCAGCGCAUAGCGGACGGAGCAAACAUGGCAGCGGCAACAGUACAGACAAUGGGGAGCCUGCCUAGCGGGCUUGGGAUAUGCACUACAGUCCCAGACAUCUUCUACUUGCCUGAGCUGAUAUUCGGUGGCCUGGUGUGGAUCUUGGUGGCCUCCACUCACGUGACGCCGGACAACCCACAGGGCUGGGUGAUGUUUGUGUCCGUUUUCUGCUUUGUCAUGACUUUACUUUGGCUCAUCAUCUUUGCCUGCGGAGGACACAAAAAUAGAAGCGGCUGGGCCACAGCGGAUUUUGUGUAUCACCUGCUAGCGGCCCUGUUCUACCUCAGUGCCUCUGUCCCCCUCGCCACAGUAACACUGAACAUCAGAAACAGCACUACACUGGCAAGUGACGUCAGCUUCAGAUACUAUCAAAUCGACAUUGCAGCAGUGGUUUUCUCCUAUGUGACCAGCCUGCUGUACUUCAUUCACUGCAUACUGUCUGCCAUCCGGUGGAAAAACUUCUGAGCACUGCAAAAAAGAGUGGACAAACAAUUUGCAGAGAAAAACAAAACAAAACACAACUAUACUGCGAGGGAGAGGACCAGACACAGACGCAGAGAGAAAGAAAAGCAAGAAAGGGUUAUUCCUGAGGGGUCAACUCCUCCUCUCUCCUGCCACUGCCCAGAUUUGUAGUUUAGUCAUGUCUGUUACUCCAAUCAGAGAUGUACUCUAGAAGAACAUGAUUAUUAUAAUAAUUUUCCACUUUCGAAUGAGCUUUUCUCCUGUAAAUUUGUGCAAAUCAACGCUUUUUAAAUUUCCAGUUUUUGUAAUACGGAAGGUGGGCAGUGGAGACCGAAGUGGCGGGCAGGAAAUUCAUUUGUAUCUUAAAGAAAUCAACUUUUUUGUAUGUUCGCGGUAUCACGCACUGGAGUAUGAGGAACAUGUUUUAAUAAAAGCUGUGUAAACUUCA
This is a messenger RNA of Pygocentrus nattereri (red-bellied piranha), 998 nucleotides long. It is a transcript of the gene malb, whose product is annotated as mal, T cell differentiation protein b. Gene Ontology annotation, cellular component: membrane. Gene Ontology annotation, biological process: myelination. Lineage: Eukaryota; Metazoa; Chordata; Actinopteri; Characiformes; Serrasalmidae. Gene Ontology annotation, molecular function: structural constituent of myelin sheath. The transcript is spliced from 4 exons. The record is from RefSeq and is a predicted model, not a curated record. Bases 74 to 553 code for a protein of 159 amino acids.